ACUCGCCGGGCAGUUAGGGAACCUGCUUGCUGCUGCUGGGUGCCGGGGCGGGUGCAUUAACAUGUUAGAUGCCCGCCGCGCGUGCACUGUCGCUUGCGCGGGGCGCACGGGUGAUAAUUUGCUAACCAGGGCCGGAUUUAGGUCUGAUGAGGCCCUGAGCUACUGAAGCCUCAUGUUCCGGUCUCGGCGAGCCAGCUUGGCACAACGGCUUUGGAGGCACCGCUGCGUCACGCCCGGCCCCGACGACAGCCACGGGGCGUUGAAGCCGGCGGCUCUGGCCCUCUUCAAGAAGCUGAAGGAGAAGGAGCUGGAGCUGCUGCUGUGGGCGGUGGAGAGCAGGGGGGCGGGCGAGUCGGGCUGCAUCUGGGUGGAGUCGCGAGGCUCCAAGCCGGGCCUCCCCGCCUCGCUUCUCCUGUGCCGGCUCUUCCGCUGGCCCGACCUGCGCCACCCUCACGAACUCAAGCGCCUCAGCUUCUGCAAGAGCACCGGCGGAGAGGGCGGCGUCCACUGUUGCAACCCGCAUCAUCUCAGCCGGCUCGCCGUACCUGAGACCCCCCUGCCCCCCUAUGGCAAGAUCUCUCCUUUCGCAACCCCUCUGAAGUGCGCCAACACAUUGAACAACAACCGCAGAAUAUGGCAAGACACCAGCCUCUCCCAGCGCUCCCUCAGAGACGGCCAUUGGUGCAAACUGGCUUACUGGGAAUACCGCCUUCGAGUGGGAAGGCUCUUCCCCGUCCACGACGACCACGUCAACAUCUUCGCCGACCUUCCAACCGGCAACGGCUUCUGCCUGGGCCAGCUGGGCUCCAGGAACCGUAGCCAAGCUGUCCAGCGAGCCCGGGCCAAGAUCGGGCAAGGCCUGCUCCUGAGCCGCGAAGGCAGCGGCGUCUGGGCUUACAACCGCAGCGACCACCCCGUCUUCGUCUGCUCCCCAACCCUGGGUCCUCCCGGCUGCUCCGGGCCGGCUGUUCACAAGCUGCUUCCCGGCUACUCCCUCAAGGUGUUUGACUACGACCGCGCCGGCAACCUGGCCUGCUGGCAGGGCCACCACGACGGGCCCUACGAUGCCCACAGCGUCCGGAUCAGCUUCGGCAAAGGCUGGGGCCAGUGCUACUCGCGGCGGUUUAUCACCUCUUGCCCAUGUUGGUUGGAAGUUCUGCUGAACGUCCCUAGAUGAAGAGGGGGGCAAGGAGCCAGGAAAGGGGGCUGGUUUUGCGGGUGGUGAGGGGGGAACCCCCUCUCUGAGCCUUGGGGGAGUGCGGGAAAGAUCUACGUAUUAUUUCCCAGCUUCCUCGCACGGGGAGAGAGAGGAUUCUGCGAGAGUCGGGUGGCUUUUGUAAGUUAUCUGUUUCCUUAUAAAUAUACGGGUUGAGAAGGUAGUGGCAUAUAUAUAAGUCGAGAAGGUGGCCUGAGGGCGAGCAAGUUAGACAUAGUCACAAGGCAGAAUUAGAGCAGGGCCCAACAAACUCAGGUUCACAGCAGAAUUUUUCUUUUUUGUAGUUCACAAACCAGUUCAACCAGUUCAGCAGCUUCCUCCCUGGGAAUUUUAGCACUUCUGCUAGUGCGGCUGCCGUUUUAAAGUUUCAGCAUCCGUUUCCCUUA
Molecule: messenger RNA, 1602 nt
Organism: Podarcis raffonei (Aeolian wall lizard)
Lineage: Eukaryota; Metazoa; Chordata; Lepidosauria; Squamata; Lacertidae
Product: mothers against decapentaplegic homolog 6-like
Exons: 4
Coding region: 173-1177 (334 amino acids)
Biological process (GO): transforming growth factor beta receptor signaling pathway; regulation of transcription by RNA polymerase II; BMP signaling pathway
Cellular component (GO): heteromeric SMAD protein complex
Molecular function (GO): transcription regulator inhibitor activity; I-SMAD binding
Source: RefSeq, a predicted model, not a curated record